ACCCCUCCUCUCCACUCUCCUCUGGACUAACGCAUGGGCUCCAGUAGUGGAGAAGAAGGCAGUGAGGAAAGCAACUUUUCAGAAGAGAGAUAAAUGGUGGGAGGGAAGGCUGCUGUUGGUUUCCUGGACGGAGCUGCAUGCGCUGGCUGAGUGUUGGAGUCACAAUAGGAGGCGAUCCCCCCUUUCCUGUGUGUGUGCUUUCAGCCUGCUCUCACGAGGAACAGCGGGAGCAGGAACUGAGCUGAAGAAGACUUCUGGAUGCAUCAGCAAAGAGGAGGACCAGCCAAAAGAGGAGAAGAGAAGGUGAUAAAACAGAGACAGGGGCAGCAGGGGUUGGACUGAGAAGACAGCAGUAGGAAGGCAGAGUCUUGAGGGACACUUAAAGGAAAAGUUAAAGGAGCGAUAGAGGACCUCACCUGACCCACUUCUCUGCUCAGCCAGGUGGAGCAACCUCCUCCCUCCCUCCCCUUCCCCUCUCGUCCCCCUGACAUGGGCCGCCUGCUGGCCCUGACUCUCGCCUACUUGGCCUACCUGCUGGCCACCGCGAUCGGCUCGGGGCGGCAACAGCACCGCAUGCAGCACGGCCCCUGCAGCUACACCUUCAUCCUCCCUGAGGUGGAGCACUGCCAUCCCUUAAAGGACUUCCAGGUCACCAACACCCUCCAGAGGGACUCCCCGCCCGAGGCGGCGCCUGACGCGAGCCAGUCCAAGCCAGGCAAGGCCCAAAGUGAGAGGCCUUCCUGGCAGGAGAGGAAGCUGGAGAGUCUGGAGAGUGCCAUGGAGAAUAACACCCAGUGGCUUCAGAAGCUGGAGAACUUCAUCCAGGAGAAUGUGCGCUCUGGGAUGGAGGAAAUGAAGAGAACUGCGGUGCACACCCAGACAGCCGCCAUGCUGGAGAUGGGAACCAACCUCCUCAGCCAAUCAGCCGAGCAGACCCGCAAGCUGACAGACGUUGAGACCCAGGUGUUAAACCAGACAAGUCGCCUGGAGAUCCAGCUGCUUGAGUACUCGCUCUUCACUAACCGGCUGGAGAAACAUAUUCUCCUGCAGACUCAGGAGAUCUCACGCCUCGGUGAUAAAAACAGUUUUCUGGAACAGAGGCUCUUGGCGCUCGAGGCUCGGUAUGGGAGGGAGCUGCAGGGCUUGGAGAGCGAGAAGCAGCAGCUUCAAGAGCUUCUGGAGAGGCAGAGUCGACUGGUCAGUCAGCUCCAGGGUGAACUGGGCAGCUCCACACUCAACAGCACCUUACUACAGAGACAGCAGGCCGUGCUCACGGACACUGUUCAGCAGCUGCUGGCUAUGGUCAACCACUGCAAUGAAAUCUCCAAUGUGCCCAAGGAGGAGCCGCUCACUUUCAGGGACUGUGCGGCGAUCCUGCGGUCCGGAAUGACAGAGAGCGGGAUAUAUAACAUACGCCUCCCCAACUCCACCCAGACUGUCAAGGUGUUCUGUGACAUGAAGACCAGAGGUGGCGGUUGGACGGUGCUGCAGCAUCGGAGAAACGGCUCCGUUGACUUCCACCGCGGGUGGAGGGAAUACAAAAUGGGCUUUGGCGAGCCAUCUGGGGAACACUGGCUGGGGAAUGAUAUCAUCCACAAGCUGACCAGCUCCCAGGAAUACAGUCUGCACGUCCAGCUGAAAGACAGAGAGGGGAACGAAGCCUUCUCCCACUACGACCGCUUCUACAUCGAUGGAGAGGACAACGGCUACAGCCUUCACGCCGAGGGCUUCAGCGGCACAGCUGGACGCACCAGCAGCCUCACCCACGCCGGCACCCAGUUCAGCACCAAGGACAGAGACAACGACCGCUGCACCUGCAAGUGCGCCCAGCUCGCAUCUGGAGGUUGGUGGUUUGAGGCCUGUGGUCCAUCCAACCUGAAUGGCAUAUAUUAUCCCGCCUCGUCCAGUGUGGUUCGCUACAAUGGCAUCAAGUGGUACUACUGGAAGGGUCCGAACCUGAUGGCUACCAUGACAACCAUGAUGGUGCGCCCGGCAAACUUCUGAUGGCAUGAUGUCAGACGAAGUGAACGUCACCACCUCCGAUGGAUGAUGAGCAAUAUCCAAAAAACUGUGUGUUCAAGAGGAGACAUCAGACUGUUGGUGGUUUCAGCUUCUGGACAUCUUGGCGGGACGUGUGCAGACUCUCGGCAAAUGACUGUGGUUUGGGUCAAUUCCAGAGCGGGAAACUCCAAUAAUAUAUGACAAUAUCUAGUCACAAAGGUGUCCAGACAAGAUAAGGAUUGCUCAGCUGAGACAGGAAGGAGAUUGAGGGUAUGAGCUGUGUUACAGAUGACAAAAAUACAGCUGAUCACAUCAAAUUAUGCACUUACAUAUGAGCAGUUACUAAACCCAAAAUUAAAUUCAAUCAAUAAAAAGGAUAAAUCUUUAGAGACACUCUAUCACAAUACUUAUUUUUAUACUAGAGUAUGAAAAUGUAUGUUCUCUGUUUAUCCGUUGCUGUAAAUACAUUUUUGAAGACACACACUUUUGUAUAGCUAAAACUAAUUAAAAAAACUGUUUCGUAUAAAGUCUUAAUUUCACCCCAAAUGCUUGAUUAAAUUGAAGCUUGGUAUUUGUGAUACACUGCAUGUUACGGCUGAUAUUAAAGAUAUACUGUGCAGGAAUUGUUAGUUACUGUUAGUGCUCUGGGAUACUUGCUGCUGACAGUCUGGCACUUUAUAAAGUCCCGAUCCCACCUGCACGCUGCUAUUGCCCGAGGGCUACGCACUCACUUCCCAAAGGUUGCAGCCCAGAAACAUCCCAAACACAGCAAAAUAAGAAACUACAGGCAGAGGGCAGGGUCUCUGCAGAAAAAUACACCACCACGCAAUUCUAGUGGGUCGUAACUGAUGAUUGAGAGGGAUGACUUCUGUGUGAGGCUAUACAUUGUUUUUAGGAAACUCCUGCGUAGUAUACCUUUAAAUUAUUAAGCUCCAAUACGAUGCCCUGAUUCUGACUUUAUUCCAGUGGCAUCAUGGGCUGUAAAACAUCAGUACUUCUUUAAAACUGCACUUCAAUCGCUACAGAAUCUAACAUAAGAUAACAGUAUAACACAGUGACUUCAAUAGUUUAAUUUAAUGUCAAUAAAAAAAAACACCAUAAAGAACAGCAACAACAACAGUCUUUGCCCUUUGCUGCAUCUUCCAAAAGGCUUUUCACAAUGAAAUAUCCCUGAUUCUUUCCAGGCGCACCUCUCAUAAAACUUUAUUUGUGAGAGAUUUCACUCAUAAAAGCACAUCAUACGUUUUCAUUGGUGUGAUAUACUUUCAAAACUGAAACAUUUUGUAAUAACAUCUGGGAACAAAGUUGUAAAUUCAAUUCUGACUUUGUUAAAACAAUAAAAAUCGUACAUGGUCUUUGGUGCCUAUAAUAAACAGCGCCAGGUGCUUGUUACCAUGUAAGCUACAUAAACUCCAACAAGCUGCACAUGCUGGAUGAGAACUCCUCAGCCAUUGAUCUGAUGAAUCAUCCAAUAACACCGGUCCCGGUGGUACCCAUUAGAAAGCGGCGGGGCUUCACCUCGACGAACAGCGACCUGGGUGUCCCGGCGUACGCCACGGACAGCAGCUGUCGCUCACUGGAAGGCGACGCACAA
Chelmon rostratus (copperband butterflyfish) is the source of this 3595-nucleotide messenger RNA. It is a transcript of the gene angpt2b, whose product is annotated as angiopoietin 2b. Gene Ontology annotation, molecular function: receptor tyrosine kinase binding. Bases 490 to 2004 code for a protein of 504 amino acids. Lineage: Eukaryota; Metazoa; Chordata; Actinopteri; Chaetodontiformes; Chaetodontidae. Gene Ontology annotation, biological process: Tie signaling pathway. The transcript has 9 exons. The record is from RefSeq and is a predicted model, not a curated record.